CCGUGCCUUGCGUGCCCUUCUCGCUGUCCGGGGCUGCUGCAAAGAGCACCAUGAUCUUCAUUCUCGCCCUGUUCGCCAGCAUCUUCCAAGCGGCGUACACUGGUGUAAAUGAACGCACCUUCCUUGCCAUCAAACCCGACGGGGUGCAGCGGCAUCUUGUGGGCGAGAUCAUCAGGCGGUUUGAGAGGAAGGGCUUCAAACUGGUGGCUAUGAAGCUCCUGCAGGCCUCAGAAGACCUGUUGAAAGAGCAUUACGCGGAACAUCGGGAGCGCCCUUUCUACCGCCGCCUGGUGAAGUACAUGAGCUCUGGCCCCAUUGUGGCCAUGGUCUGGCAAGGACUGGAUGUCGUGAAAACAGCUCGCGCAAUGAUUGGAGAAACCAAUCCUGCGGAUUCCAAGCCUGGGACUAUCCGAGGAGAUUUCUGCAUCGAAGUCGGCAAGAAUGUGGUUCAUGGCAGCGAUUCGGUAGAAAGCGCCCGGCGCGAGAUCGCCCUCUGGUUCCACACUGAUGAAAUUAACUGCUGGGAGGACAGCACAGAGCACUGGAUCUACGAGUAGGAAGGAGUAUUCAGAGGGCUGUUCAUCUGAACCAUCUCACUCGUUCUUUUGCUGUCCUCUGGAAUUUUCCUGGACUUCGUUUUGUUUUUCCCUGGAGUGGAUGAGCGAGAUAGAAAAGGACCUGAAAGAAUGCAUCGCAGCCCUCUACAACAAACACUGAAUCCUCCCUUCCAUCAUAGCCUUUUGGUGCAAGUCACGAGAGAUGCUGCUGCUACAAGGGGGGGAAAAGGAUCCUCUCAUCUGCUUUAGAAUGUGCUCCUUUUAAAGGUGCUGACUCCGCCUCCCCUUUUAAGAAUCUAAAGGCCCUGGUGCUUGUCUCUGGCAUGCCUCCUUUGUUACCUGCACUCUUCAAAAUAAGCCAGAAACUAAAGAGCUAUGCAGUGGAGGGCUUUUGCACAACAAAUGCAAAUAAAGCAUUGUUUUAUUCCCCCCCCCCUUUCUUUUUUAGCAAGAUCAGUACUACUUUCUUUGGCUGCCUUGCCCAAGUUUCUCUUUGGUGGGGAAAGUCUCAUAUAUACUAGUAGCCAAGUGGCCCUGAUCUCUGGAUACUUAAAUCUGGAGACGGAAGCCAUGAAGGGACAAGACAGGUCUUCCUGUGCACCUGAACAAUGCACCAGGUUUGCAGAAAAAUCUGAAAUCUAAAAAAAAAAAUGGUUUAAAAAAACCCAAAAUGAUAAAAAGGAGCACCUGUAGUUUUACCCAGAUGCCUCAGUGGCUUUUGCUAGGCAACCAAGCCAGUAUUCUAGGCUUGGUUUCUGUCAGUAAAAGGCAGGGGGAAGGGGGCAGGGCCCUUUCCAGGGCUGUUUGGGCCGGUGUUCAUUGGAGCCAGGCCCAGGAACAACCAAAGGACAUGGUAGAGGAAGGCAAAAUUAAAUGCUCCCUGCAAGUCCUCCCCUGUAAUAACUGAUCAGGCAGGAUGAAUGCUGCCGUGAUCUUAGUCCUGCUGGCCUAGCAAAAUGGAACUUCCAGUGGGACAAGUGAGGUGGGUGGGAAUCUCACCUGUGCAUGUCUGUCUUAUACUUGGAGGGGAACUGUAUCUAGUAGCAACAAAAGGGACUGGUUAUUCUAAAGUGAGAAAAGGAUGGAUCCUGGCCACAGCUAUCACAGCUAAGAUGACAUGGUGAAACCUUGCCAAGGUUCGAUACGGUUGAUGAGAGGGAGAGGAGUCCCAUGUUUCUGGGCCCCCCUUCCCAAUCAUCCCAACAGCAGCCCGCACACAUCUUCCCAGAAAGGUCUGUUUACAUCUAUAAAUAUGUACAGCAUUUCUUUUUUAAAAAAUGGCUGUGCAAUUUGCUUUUGUAAAAUAAAUUUUUUCAAACUC
Eublepharis macularius is the source of this 1878-nucleotide messenger RNA. It is a transcript of the gene NME3, whose product is annotated as NME/NM23 nucleoside diphosphate kinase 3. The coding region runs from base 51 to 557 and encodes 168 amino acids. The record is from RefSeq and is a predicted model, not a curated record. The transcript is spliced from 5 exons. Gene Ontology annotation, biological process: GTP biosynthetic process; UTP biosynthetic process; CTP biosynthetic process. Gene Ontology annotation, molecular function: nucleoside diphosphate kinase activity. Lineage: Eukaryota; Metazoa; Chordata; Lepidosauria; Squamata; Eublepharidae.